Molecule: messenger RNA, 1768 nt
Organism: Olea europaea var. sylvestris
Lineage: Eukaryota; Viridiplantae; Streptophyta; Magnoliopsida; Lamiales; Oleaceae
Product: actin-2-like
Exons: 2
Coding region: 924-1217 (97 amino acids)
Source: RefSeq, a predicted model, not a curated record
CUGAUGAAUUCAUGGGUUUGGAUGAGUGCGGUGAAAUUAAUAAGUUUGAUAUUAGAAAAUUCCCCCUUUUAUCUGUUUUAUAAUGCUUGUGGUUUGUCAAGUGUACUGACAUUGCAGUGUGGCCAAUUUUGACAUCAUUAGUGUGAAGAGUUAUUCUUUUUAGAGAAUCCUGUUUGGGCUUUGGUUUCUGUUUUUCGGGAUGCAUAUUUGCUUAUAUGCUACAUCUAAAUAUGCUAAUUUCAUGUUUUAGAGGAUGGAACCAGGUAACGAGCAAAGUCUUGGUUUUUGUUAUACAAUAUAAGAGGGGAAAGCUUGAGUAGAAGUGGAAAUAGAUGGUUAUAUAGGUACGAGACAGGACUGUUGGGGGUGUGGACUUCGGAGUCUGGUUUUAACCUUUUUUGAGCUGUGUGGCAGUUUUAAAUGAAAUGAUUAAUGAGAGAGGAAAUGAAUCCAAUGAGCUGCUUAGUUAGAAUUUAAGCAUUACUGUCUUUUAUUUUAUGUUUAUCCUUUAUACAUUCUUUUUAUUGAAAUUUUUUGAGGCAGUAUCCACGGACAGGACUGCAAUUUCACCGUCUACUAGCUUCUAUGAAGACUGUGGAGUCCUUUUCUUCAAAUUUGAGAUACCUUAGUCCAUAAAGGAGAUACUUCUAUAUAAAAGCAAGAAAGAUUCUCCUUUUAUUUAUUUUUUUAAAAAAAUACCUCUGGCAAUAAUAUUAAUGGAUGAUUUAUCAAGAGCAUCUCUAUUUCUUUUCUUGAAUGGGUUUCACGACCAAUGAUUUGAUCUUCCAAUGGAAUUCGCGUUUUGAUAAGUAAGCUUCCCAUUAUUCAUAGAAUUCGUAAAUCUUUGUAUAGGAGUGACUAGAAAGAUGUUGGUCAUUUGAACUGUGGGGUUUGCCGAUGAAGUAAUAUAACCACACUGCAAAAUGAAUACUGAUUUACCUACACACAACAGAAUGAUAGGAACAACUAACAUGUUUGUCUUCAAUGUGGCUUUUAGUUUUGGAUUUGAUCGAUGGCGUAACUGUUCUUUUGGCAGAUCACCACAUAAAUGGCAGAGGGCUAGGUUUGCUGGAGAUGAUGCUCCCAGGGCUGUGUUUCAUAGCAUUGUUGGUCGGCCAAGUCACACAAGCAUGAUGGUUGGCAUGAGACAGAAAUAUGCAUAUGUUCAGGACGAGGCCGCCCUGAUAUAUAGUACACCAUUGAUCAUGGUAUUGUAACUGGAAUGAAAUGGAGAAGAUAUGGCACCAUACAUUCUAUAACAAACUCGGUGUUGCUCCAGAGGAACAUCCAAUUCUCCUCAGAGGAACCUCUCUACUCAAAGCAAAUCGUGAUAAGACGACUCAGAUUAUGUUUGAAACCUUCAACUUCACUGCCAUGUAGGUUACUCUCCCGGCUGUUUAAUCUCUGUAUGCCAGUGGUCAUACAACCGGUUAGUCAUUCAGUUGAUGACUAUUAGUUCUGGCUUUCUAAGAUAUGAUGCAAUUGUGAUAGCCAUUUGUCAUGUUGAGUCAUUUGAAUUAGAUUAAUACAUAUGAAAAGAAAAAUGACUGGUACCUUGAGAUUAGUUUCUGACAGAAGAAAACUAUUUGUUUUUUAAUUGUAUUCUUCAUUAGAAUUAGGAAAUAUUGAUGGCUGGGAGACGAAUAUCAAAAUAUCAUCUCUCUAGUUGUAUUACAUGCUUUCAUUCAGCAAAUAGGACUUGGGCAGAAACUCUGUGCAAGCUAUUCUUGAGAUGCAUAUUCUAUCAUUUGAUGCGAUGAUUCAACUA